Ipomoea nil (Japanese morning glory) is the source of this 5011-nucleotide messenger RNA. RefSeq names its product filaggrin-like. The record is from RefSeq and is a predicted model, not a curated record. Lineage: Eukaryota; Viridiplantae; Streptophyta; Magnoliopsida; Solanales; Convolvulaceae. The annotation marks the transcript as partial. The transcript is spliced from 3 exons.
AUGGGGCAAAGAUAUAGACGGAAAGAGACAAAUCCCCAUUUAAGGCCGGAAGAGGGAGUGCGCCGUUGUUUAAGGUGUGAGGGAGGCGUUAGCGGGUGCGCGUUGAACGAAGGGGGGCAACAGGAUGUGGCGGAUUUGAGUGUUAGUAGGGUGGAAGAUGUGCAUAUUUUUGCCAAAAUAUGGACUUUUCCAUUUGAGAACGGGGAUUUGCGUGGGACGGGCGGGGAGGCGGGCCAAGGGGGAGGACGGGAAAGGAAGAAGGCAGGCGCGGCGGGGCGCGAGGCAGGAGGAAAGGGGGGACGGCAGAACGACGGGACCGAGCACAGGGAGGAGGGCAAAGGCACAGGCGGCGGCGCAAGGACCAGAGGCGCCACAAAGGAGACCGAAGCCGAAAGAGCAGGAGAACGCGGAAGAAAGAACAAGAGCAAACCGGGACAAGGGGGCAAGGAACAGGCGGGACAACGCGCGAGAGGAGGCACGCGGCCCCAGAGGCAGAAAAGGGAAAAAGGCGAGGGAAGGAGGGAAAGGGCGAAGGGACGGGGGAGAAGGAGAGGAACAAGAAAAGGACAACAAACGGACAAGAGCCAGGAAGAAGGGCGAAGACGGGAAGAGGCAACCAAACGAGACGAGCAGGGAGAGGGAGCGAAGAGGCACAAGACGAAGGGGAGACGGAGCAGACCGGGGAAAAGAACGCACCGAAAAGGAGAGGAAGCGAAAAAGGCGGCGGGGAGGGCCGAAGGCAGGGGAGAGGAAGGGCAGCGCGAGGAGAGAGAAGCGGGACAGGAAAACAACACCCACAGCCAAAAGCGGCAGGGAGCGCAAAGCAGAGGAGGGGGAACAGGAACCGAAAGAGGCGGAGGAACCAGAAACGAGAAAGAGGGCCCGCGGAGCAAAGCAGGCGGCGGCAACCCCGAACAGGGCGAAAGCGAACGCGGGGGAGGGGGAACGGACGAACAAGAGGCCCGAGGGGCAGGAAGAGGAAAAGAGGCAGGAGAAAGAACAACGGGCAAGAGCCACAACGGGCAAGCCACCGAAAGAGGCAGGAAAGCGGCCCGCAGGCGGCAAAGACCGAAACCACGGAGGCACAGCGGGGGGCGACAACGGCCGAAAGCCAGGGCACGGCAAAGCGAAACGGCCCGAGCCAAGGGGGAGCAAAGAGCAAGAGGGCAACGAGAGCACAAGCGCCGCAAGGGAAGCGGGAGAAAAGCACAAGAAAAGGGAGAAACCAGAAGCAGCAAACGCCAGAGGGAGGGAAGAAGAAAAGCAAGGGGGGGGGCCGAAAACACGGAAAAAGCGAGACCCGAAAGGAGGACCGCAAGCGCAAGCGCAGAAGACGAAAGCAGGGAGGAGGAGAAAGGACGACGAGGCCGCGACAGCCAAGAAGCAGAGGAACGAGGCCGCAGGGCAGAGGAAGAAGAGGGAAACGCGCACGCGGCGGCGGGCGGGCAGCCGAAGCAAGGGCGGGAGGGAGGCAAACCGCCAGGGAAGCGGGCACGGAAAGGAGGAGGAGGGGAAGGGAGAAAGAGCACGGACGCCAAGCGAAAAGAGGAGAACGCGCGGCGCAGGACGAGCCAGAAGGAAGGAGAGCAAGGGCGCAGGGAGAACAAAAGGCGGAGCAGGGCGAAGGAGCAGCGCGAGAAAAAGGGCGCGCGCGGAAGGAGCAGGGCACAGCAAAAGAAAAGAGAGAGCAAGAAGGGCGGGAAGGGGGGACAAGGGGAACAAGGCAGCCAACGGAAGGGACAGAAGGGGAAACGAAGCCAGACGGCCCGGAGAGAAAACCGGAAGGGGGGGAACGCCAGCGCCGCGGCACAAGGCGAAACGAACAAAGCACGAAGGCAGACGCACACGGAGAGGCGGGAAAGGCGGGACAACGAAGGGGGGAAACAGGAAAGAGAAAACCGAGGAAAGGCAAGCCGAGACAAAGAGGGGGCAAAAGGAAGGGACCAAAGGGCAGGGGAAAAAGGCCACACCAAAAAGGGAGGCAGCCGAACGGGAAGGCGCGAGCCGAGAAAAAGACAAAGGGGAACCAGAGGCAAGAGCGGCCAAAGAGGGCGGCGCAGGAAAGCGCAAAGAACGGAACAACCGGAAAGGAGCCGCAGAAGAGCGGGGGAGGGGAAGGGAAGGACGGGGCCGGCAGAAGAAGAGGGGGGGGAGGACCCGGAACGCCGCGCGAGGAAAGCGCGGAAGAGAACACAGCGACGGAAACAAACCAAGGAGCGGGGGCAGGAGGAAAAGCGGCCACCAAAAGAGCAACAAAGGAAGGAGAAGGACAAAAGCGGGGCCAGGGGGAGGGCGAGGAGCGCACCGCCAACGGAGACAGAGGACCAAGGAGGAGGCAGGGGCACGCGAGGGGAAGGGGGGGCCAAAAGGGACGACGAACCCCCAAGGACCCGAAACGAAGGGGGACCGAAAAAGACAGGAGCGGGGAGGCAGGAGAAACAGGGCAGAGGGGAGGGAGACAGGGGAGGCGCAAGACAGAGGACGGGGGACAAAACAAGGGGAGCAAGGGCAAAGAAAGAAAGGGACCCAAAGGCAGCGGGGGAGGAGAAACAAGGGGCCAAACGCGAGGAAAAGGAGAGAGCAGCAAGAAAGGAAGAAGCAGACAAGAGGGCGCGAGGGAGAAGGACGGAAAGGCAACCGGCGAAGCACAAGGCAGGGCGGCGACAAAGGAGACAAAGGAGAAGGCCGGAAAGAAGAGGGCAAAAGCAGAAACACGAAGGAGGGCAGGACAGCACGGACAGGCCAACGAAAGAAGAACAGGGAGGGAAGGGCAGGAAAGGCGGCGAAGACGAACAGGGGGCGGGGAGCGAAGAGCAAGGCAGAGCGCAAGCAAGAAGGGCACAACAAGCGAAGCCACGGGAACAGGAAGACAAGAAAGAAGCGGGCCAAAAAGGAAGCGGGGAAGAGGCGGACCCGAAACAGCGGACACGAAAGAGAGGGGAGGGGAGGCCGGCCAAAAGGGAAAACAGCGGAAGAGCGGCCGGCAAGGCAAAAGAGGGAGACACAAAGGCGCGAGCGCGAAGCCGGCGGCACAGGGAGCGGGGGGACCAAGAGAGCCAGCAAGGAGAAGCGGAAGAAAGGACACCCGGGGGGAGGAGAGGACGGGGCAAGAGAGACAGGGGGGCGGGGCGGGAAAAAGAAGAAGGAAACAGAAACGGCGCGGCCAAAGCGGGGAAGCAACGGCAAACAGAGAAAGGAAGGCAAAAGAACAAGAAGCAGAGCGGAGCAAGGAACCGAAGGGGGCAACAAAGGGAGAAAGGAGGGCGGGGCGCAAAAGGGAAGAGGGCAGCAACGCGCGGCAGCACGAACGCCGCAGCAAAACGGAGGAGCCGAAAGGAGAAAGAGAACGCGAAAAGAAGCAGCACGAACAAGGAGCGCACACGCAGGGCGACCAAAGAGAGGGGGGCGGAAGCCAGAAACACCGCAGGCGAGACACAGAACAGAGCCGGAAGCAACAAGGCGCACAACAAAACACCAGAGGAGCGAGGGAAAGGGAAGACGCCAAAGAGGGGAGAGGGCAGGGGGGGGGGGCAGGGGGGGAGGCACAACAAGGGCAAAAGCGAGCGGAAAGCAGGGGACGAAAGAGCGGACGAAGGAGGAGGCAGGGGAGAGGCAGCCAGAAGCAAAGCAGGCAGAGGGCGGAACAAGCGAACAAGGGGGAGCGAAGAAGCCAGCCACGGCAAAGGGGAGGAACAAGCGGAGAAAAAGCCCGGCGGGAGACAAGAGACCGGCGAGCCCAGCGCAAAAGGCCGCAGAAAGCCGGAGAGGAAGACAGCGCAGACGAAGAAGACGGACGGGCGGCGACAGGAAGGAGCAGCCGAAAGGACCAGAACCCGAGAAGGGCAGCGCAACAAGCAAAGGGAAAGCAACCGAGCAAGCCGGCGAGCAACGCACCAGCGGAACCAAGGAGCGACAGAGACCGGCCGGAGAGCCAGAGAGGGAGACGCAGCCGGCGCAAGAGGGCGGGGAGCCAGAGCGGAGAGGGGGGAAAGAGCAGCCACCAGAGCAAGGGAGGGGAGAGGGCAAGAAGGGGGGAGAACAAGAGCGGCAGGACACGAAAGGAGGAGGGCAGGCGGCGGAGCCCAAAGAGAGCCGAAAGCGGGAGAGGAAGCGGGAGGGAGCCGGACGGGGAAGAGCGAGGCAAGAAGAACGGCAGCAAGGGGAACGAAAGGAAGGAGGGGAACGAGGACCAGACCAGCACAGCAAAACGGCAGGGGAACGAAAGGGGGGGGAGAAACAAAAGGAGGGAAGAGGGACGCAGGGGAGGAACAAAGCGCGCCGGGGGCGAAAGGAGAGGGGCAGGAGGAAGGGAGGGAGGGGGAGGAGACCGGCGCCCCCGGGGCCAGAGGGGAAGCGAGACGAAGAGGCGGAGCGGGGGCAGCGGACAAAAAGGGCAAAGGCGAGCAAAGGGAGGGCAAAAGCGCCGGCCGGAAGGGACGGCGGGAAGAAGAAGGAGAGGGGAACAACCGCCGGGGGGGGCGAGCAACAAGGACCGCGAAAAGGGGGACCACCGGAAGAAAGCGCGAGACGGGGGGAAACAAGCGCCACGAGCGGGGGAGGAGACACGGCAGGGGGCCGAAGCAAGCGGGGCGGCACGAAAGGAGGGGGGGACAAAACACGCGGGCGGAGAAAGGAGAAGGAGCAGAGCCGACGGGGACAAAGAGAGGGGACGACGAGGAGCGGCGGAAGCACGAAGCCAGAGCGAGGGGAAAAAGGCGCCAAGCGCAGGAAAGGAAAAGGGGAAAGGAGGAGGAGGGGAGAACGGAAGGAGGGCGGGGCGGACAAGGGAAACAAGGGCCGGAGGGGAGAGGGAGAAACCAAGCCAAAGACACAAAAGAGCGGAGCCGAAAGGGGGGCAGGGAGGGAAAAAGGGCCGGCAAAAGACCGAGGAGGACAGCCCGGAGGAGGGACAGGGACAAGGAAGGAAAGGAAGGGGAGCAGAAAAAAGGGGCGGGGGAGGGGCGCGCGGCGAGACCGACAGCAAGGAGACCCGAUCGCGUGGGGCGGGGGG